ACAGAAACAGAGUCAAGAAGAGUCACCGUUCUACUCUCUUCUGCAUUAGUCGGAUCACACCUAGAACUCUGGAUCCUCUUCUGGGUCUUGCAUUUGAGGAAGAACGGUAACGUUGCAAGACAGCAAUCUGAUGAAGGAGCCUGGAAAGAAUAAGCUAUGAGGGUUUUCUGUCUGCUGCUUCCUGGGAUUUAUUGAAAGAUUUUGGGGAUUGAUCAAGAUACAAAUGCCCUUGAGAUAAUCAAGGUCAUUUAACCACUACUUAUGGUGGGAUAGCUAUGGCCUUCUGGAUUAAUCAUCAGUCCCAGCAACUCCAGCCAGGUUGCUGGAUAAGUGAAAAAGAAGCUUGUGAUUCCCCAGCUUGUGAGUUUCGCUCUUCAGCUGCCAUCACCUUGUCCUGUAGGUGCCGCUCUGAUCUGUGUAAUGCUAACAUCAGCUACGCCAAGUCUGGAAACCAACCUGCUGAAUCCUUGCUUAGUCCUGCCAAGAUUGCCUGGAUCACAGUAACCUGCCUACUGAUCCUCCUAUGUUUCUCGGCAUUUCCAGUUCUAAGGCAUCGGAAAGUUCAUGCAGAGCUCCUAAGACCAAAGGAAACUGGAGAACUCAACAAAGUAACGACAGGCUCAGAACUAAAGGAUGAGAAAAAACUGCCCAGGCUAGAGGUUCCAGAGCUCCAAUUCAUUCGGCUUCUCCACGAAGGGCAGCUUUCUAAACUGUGGCAAGGAACCUUUGGCCAGCAACCUGUGGCCAUCAAGGCCUUUCCUCCUUUGUGCCACCAACAAUUUGCAUCCGAGUGGGCCGUGUACAGCCUCCCGUUGAUGAAUCACGAAAACGUGGCACGACUUGUGACUGCUGGAUAUGGGGGGCCGAGUGAAGAACCGUGUGGUCUCCUGGUACUGCCACUGUACCCACUGGGAUCCCUACGGAACUUCCUCAGCCAUCACAUUUGUUCCUGGGAUACCAGCAUCCAGCUCGGAUCAUCCCUUGCCAGUGGCCUUGCUUUCUUACAUGAGGAGAAACGGAAGGAAGGCCUGCAUAAACCUGGGGUGGCCCAUCGUGACCUCAGUAGCCAGAAUGUGCUGGUGCGGGAAGACACGACUUGCGUCAUAACUGAUUUUGGCUUUGCUAUGACCCUCCCUCUGCGACACGAGCGGUCAAGAAAAGAUCCUGCAGAAGCCAUCGUGCACAAGGCAGGAGCUCAACGCUAUGUAGCUCCCGAAAUUUUGGAUGAGAACCUGAAUCUGCAGGAUGUGGGCUCUGCACUGAGGCAAGCGGAUGUCUAUUCCCUGGCACUGGUACUGUGGGAGAUCCUGAUGAGAUGCUCUUCACUUUUCCCAGAGAACAACAUUCCCCCAUUCCAGCUUGCCUAUGAAGCAGAAUUAGGCAGCAGCCCGACGUACAGUGAACUGCGAAGGUUGGCUGUUGAGGAAAGGCGAAGACCAAUCAUCCCACCAGCUUGGACAAGAUUUGGGCAAGUAGCUAUUUCCUUGCAAGAGCUCCUGGAAGACUGUUGGGACCCUGAACCAGAGGCUCGUCUGCAAGCUGAGUGCGCCCUACAAAGGUUGCAAAGGCUGGGCACUGAAGAUCUGGUGAAUGAAUACUGAGGUCAAAGCAUUUUAGGCUUUCCACUCAGAUUUGCUUGGACUUCUUUGCUUAGAAGAACUUUUAUGUUUGGCUGAGAAAAGCAAGAAGCCUUUAAGAGAAGUUCAUCCAGGUCCAAUAGGACCCUAUGGGGACGUUGUCAGAGUGGAUGCAUUUUUUAUAAGUGCUAUCCACUAAAUCAACUUGAAUUGUAUUUGUUAACGACUGCUAACCUGGGGGCCAUCCUAUAUCAAGCCUUUAACUUUGGAAUUUUCAUCAUUUCAGUUCUUCCAUAUAGCACAAUAUCUUGUGCUAUAUAAUCUCUUAAGCACCCUUUCUUCAAAAUAACUCCCAGUGAACCAUUGGAACAUUUCUGAACAGAUAUUAGAUGCAUAGUUUAUAGCAGGGGCGUCAAAUUCAAGGCCCGUGGGCCAGAUCUGGCAUGCAAUGUGGUCAGAUCCGGCCCGCAGGGCUGUCCUGGUCCACCCAAUGUGAAGAGGAAAGAUCAGACCAGCCUGGCUUCGGCCCAGUCUACCCAAUGCGGAAACAGGCCAGUAGUUUGGGGAGUGGUGUCAAGCUGGCCACACCCACCCAGUCGGCCACACAAACACACCCCGAGGUCAACCGCAGCCCUGAUGUGGCCCUCAAUGAAAUUGAGUUUGACACCCUUGGUUUAUAGCAUGUGUUACUACCCGGAUGCAAAAAUUAGUUUUAAAUGAAGAAUUCAGAUUCCUAAGACUUUUCUCUGGAAUUGCUGAAAAUUAUGGAGGUGCAGCCCAACCAGUGGUGACAUGUAAAAUUUAUUACUACCGGUUCUGUGGGCGUGGCUUGGUGGGGGUUAGGGUUAGGGUUAGGCCAAAGAGGUUGCAGAAAAAAUGCUUUUAAAAGGCUCUGACGAUCCCAGCUGAGCCACGAGAUCAUCAGAGGCUUUUUUUUUUAACUUUUAAAAGCAUUUUUUCAGCUGAAGAAAAAAUGCUUUUAAAAGUUAAAAAAAAAAACCUCUGAUGAUCGCGUGGCUCAGCUGGGCAUGGGGAGGGCCAGGGAUUUUUGCUACUGGUUCUCUAAACCACCCGCUGCUAUCGCUAGCAGAUCAGGCAAUCUGGUCCAAACCAGCAGCAUUUCACUCGAGCCCAACACAUCUAAAGGACAUACAACUGGAAAAGACUGAGGACCCAGCUUAUUGGGGGGGCAUAUGUUGAGGGUCGGAACAGCAUUGCAGUUCUCCUCCGCAGGCUGGCGGGGGGGGCAGGGGAGGAGACAGGACGGAUGCCUCCUGCAGCACCUUGCUGGCCAAAAUGGGGCACGAGAGGGCCGCAUGCAGCUCCCCUGCACCUUGUUUUCAUCUUCCAUGGCCUCCUGAAGCACCUUGCCAGCCGAAAAUGGGCUGUUUUUGGACAGCAGAGGCACCACAGGCCAAGUCCUUUGAUAUUUCCAGGCCGGCCCCGCAGGCCGGAUUUCAGCACCCCGCAGGCCUUGAGUUUGACAUCCCUGAUCUACACUCUCUCUUUGCAAUAGUUUGUUACCAAACAAUUGUUCAAGAUUGUUUGGGAUUAUAUGCCCUAGUUGAAGAGGGACAGUCAUUAACUUGAUGCAGUUUUGGUCUGAUGGGCUGUCCAGUCUAUACCUGUUUUAAAGGGUCUGGUUACAGAGGAGGGAAAGGAGACUUCAAGCAGACCAUCCAGAAGGAGGGAACCAAGUCAACUAAUCACCACCGCGUGGUGAGACCUCAAGGCAACCUAUAUUUGUAUUAGAAAUCUUCUUUUUCCUUAGCUUUCACCCAGAUUUAUAAAGAAGCGCAUGCAGACAUGUAUAUUUCUUUUCUCUUUUGUUGGUUGGUGAUCUUAUUUUUUUAUUAUUUUUAUUUCUGCCAUGUAUUCUUUUGUGGUCCGUUCCCUUUUUCAUCUAACUUUGUUUUAAAAUUAAAAGCUUCAGGCAAGCCUGUUUUAGUUGAUUUUUAUCUCUCCAGAAUGUAAUGUGAGGUCAGUGUUGAACAAAUAUAUUACUAGUAAUCUAGGUUUUACAUUGAUUUAAAACAUGCAUAGCCCUCUCUGCCAUUAAGAUGCAGA
Molecule: messenger RNA, 3644 nt
Organism: Ahaetulla prasina
Lineage: Eukaryota; Metazoa; Chordata; Lepidosauria; Squamata; Colubridae
Gene: AMHR2
Product: anti-Mullerian hormone receptor type 2
Exons: 11
Coding region: 276-1601 (441 amino acids)
Biological process (GO): protein phosphorylation; cellular response to growth factor stimulus; BMP signaling pathway
Cellular component (GO): signaling receptor complex; plasma membrane
Molecular function (GO): transforming growth factor beta receptor activity; ATP binding
Source: RefSeq, a predicted model, not a curated record